Messenger RNA from Corticium candelabrum, 1110 nucleotides. RefSeq lists its product as uncharacterized. NCBI's taxonomy places the organism in Eukaryota, Metazoa, Porifera, Homoscleromorpha, Homosclerophorida, Plakinidae. The transcript is spliced from 11 exons. Bases 52 to 921 code for a protein of 289 amino acids. The record is from RefSeq and is a predicted model, not a curated record. Gene Ontology annotation, molecular function: deSUMOylase activity. Gene Ontology annotation, biological process: proteolysis; protein desumoylation. Gene Ontology annotation, cellular component: nucleus.
UUAUGUAUAAUAUUUACAUGUUAUUAUUGUGGUAGGGUAACAUUUUCAACUAUGAUUUUUUUGUUGAUCCCCAUUCACUGGAAUAUCAGAAAACACUGGUGCUGCAGUGUAAUUGACAUAAACAAAAAAACAAUAAAAUAUUAUGACCCUCUCAUGGUAAGAUCACCAGGAGUUUUCAAGAAGAUCAGGGAUUGUUUCACGUAUGAAGCCAAUGAAUUAAAGACAAGCUUUUUAGAAGAUGAUUGGAAAGAUGUUGUUGUGACAUCACAAGAUGCUCCACAGCAGCUAGACUCUUCCAGUUGUGGUGUAUAUUCCUUGUUGUAUAUGAGAAACGAGGCACUAGGAAGUUCUGUCAUUAAAUCUAUCAGCGAGAAAAACAUCAUUGAAAUCCGAUCUUGGUUUGCUUACAGACUUCUGCAACAUGCAGAAAUUGAAUCUCCAGCAAAGAAAAGGCACGUACAAAGAAAGUCUGACAGUCUACAACUGUCAUCAACUAAAGAGAUAGUGGAUCUUACAGACACUGCUAACGUCCAGCAAUGCAAAACAAUAAGAAAACAAUCAAUGUCAUUCACUAUACAAGAAUUCCAACAGCUGCUACCAAAGUUCAAGGAUACAAUUUGUGAUAUCUACCUCGGAAAAGUUUUUUCUGAAAGACAUUACCUCUUCAUCAAGGGAAAACAGUCUCGUGAGCGGACUAAAAUGAUGUGGCUGCCAGAGAGAUGGUCAGAGUGUGACGACAAUGUAAGUGGUGUAUGCUUUGAGAUCUACAAAUUGUUAGACUCUGUAAUGGGACAAGAAGAAGCCUCACUAACAAGAAUGUCCUAUGUCAUGUCUGUCUCAUUUCCAGAGGCUGCCAAUCAUGCUAUUAUGAGGAAGUACGAGAUUGACUAUACCACAGCAAACGAAUUCUUGUACAAGUAAAAUUGUGCAAACUUUCUAGAAAUUAAGUCACUAAAGAUUUGGGAUGUUGAGUAAACGUGCAAUCCGAAGAGUUGCUUACCAGAUCCCUGUGCAGGAGCAAUAAGCAAAUGAUAAAUCCUCAUUCUGCAUCUAUCUUCUACCACCUAAUUAGACGAUGGUUUGUUUUAACCUAAGUAAGAGUGUACAGAA